Molecule: messenger RNA, 2291 nt
Organism: Seminavis robusta
Lineage: Eukaryota; Bacillariophyta; Bacillariophyceae; Naviculales; Naviculaceae
Source: the annotation of a GenBank genome assembly
UGCUCUUUUUGGAGGAGCUGCGAAACCUCAAGCUGUCGUCACUUUUUUGCCACCCUCGUCGUUGUCUAGCUAGCUAUCUAUUCUGCACUGUUGCUUUGGUCAACAUAUCGACCAUGGAGGAACAUACCGGUCCUACCGGUGCUACUGCUGAAGCGAGCAGUGGCGUUGCAAUUGCUGGUGGAGGGAUGGAAUUGCCAGGGCUGAGUGAGAUCUGGUUUAGCAGGCUAUCCAAUGCGCCUGAAGAAGCGGGAGUCACAGUCACAGUCUCAGCCACGCUAGCACAAACACAAACAAACCUUGUCACUGCUAGUAGCAACGGCAGCAACAGCAACAGCAACAGCAACAAGCGAAACUUGGAACCAGAUGAAUCCUUGAACCCUAACCCCUUCAUGCACGUUCCUCCCCAAGAUCUUAGGCAGACUGGCACUGCCACUUUGCAAGCUAUUGGUACAUGUGCAGGCAGACAGGCUGGGGCUGAAGCUAAGACUGAAGCUACAAGUAUGGAUAUUAUGGCUAGUGGUAUCUUGGACACUGCUCUAGCCACUCAGCAGGCAGGCAAUUGCAUCUUUCCAAGCAGCAGCGGCAGCGGGGCAUCCAUUGGGGAAGUCACCAAUGCCAGUAUGCAUACCGUUACUAGUACUACGAAUGAUACCGGUACCAUCAGCUCUACAUGUACAGGUACUGGUACUGGUAGAGCCUCAAAGAGGGCCAGGAGGAGACCACUCACCGAGAACAAGCGCCUGGAGAGAAACACACGAGAACAGGAAAGAAGCAAUCAAGUAUCCAAACAGUUCAACGAGCUUAGGGAUCUACUUUCAAAGUCGGGCAUUAUCAUACCAAAAGGAACCAAAAUGGCAGUUCUAGGAAUAUCCAUUGAGUACAUUCGGGCCUUGCAAGAGCAGCAGAAACAGGCUGAAUGGAAGAACCAGGAACUCGCAAGUCAGAUUCGUCAACUUGCUCAAGGCGUACACGGCGAACAGUCUUUACGAGCCAUUCAGCACGCUGGAAACUCGAACGCGAUUUGGGACCUACCCAGUUUCUCCCACGGACAAGAAACAAACCCCGCUCGCACUGCCAAUGGCACUGCCAAUGGCACUGGAGCUGGAGCUGCAUCCUACAACUCCAACGAAAGUGCAUCGGUCGACAACUCCAGCGCAAACAAUUCCCAGGUCCAGUACAUCGAUUUGUUCCAGCACGCUCCGGUACCAAUGGCUAUUUCGUCUCUGGGGGGGUCGCUUCUGGAUUGCAAUCGUUCCUUCGCCAACUUGACCGGACUCGACAAGGAUCAAAUCAAGAGUCUCACCAUAUUCAAUCUCAUGGCACAAGAAGAUCUAAAAACGUCAUUUGAACGCAUCAGCCGCAUGCUUGAGCAAAGGACAACCAAGACACACGAUCUACUCAAUGACGACGUAUUCCCGUUACUUGUAAAGGGAUCCUUCGCAAACAGUCCCGGGCUUGGCCUACAGAUCACUUCGAUUAGAUCCGGCGAUGGGGAACCACAAAACUUGUGCAUCACUUUGAUGCAACUUAACCGGCACCCAAACCAGAUGCAGCAGCAGCCCCAAGAAACCAGUUUGGCCCUCGCUUCUCCUCCGCUGGAAGCAAACAAGGAAGAAAUCCCCGCCAUUUCAACCGCUGGACUGGUUUCGUUGAACGACAUUAUGAAACAAGCCAUGCUUCCGAAACACGAAGACGACGUUUACCGGUCCUCGCCUACUCCUUUCCAAGUCAUUGGAUAAAGGGCCGGCAAACUGCAUGAGCCAACCCUUUACCUGCCUGCCUGCCUGCCUCUACUGUAUAUAAAACCGACUCCAGGCACGGUCGAUUCAUCUGCAUUGCAUCAAGCACAAAAUGUACAUACACCGCAAAUAUACUGUUGCCCCGUACCGUACCGGUACAGGCAAUGAACAAAGCAUCCUUCUUGGCGGGCUCAACAUGGCCCUCGAUUCUCUCUUGUACAUACUAUUUCCGGCCAACAAGAACUAAACUAUGUGUACGCAACCACAACGUCAUACACACGGCUAUCUAUAGCCAGCAUUGGAAGGUCUAUCAACGGAUCGGCAUCAACCAUGUACAUAAAUUGAAUGCCAGCCCUCCAAGUCACUACUAGUAUAUACACACAUCCAACUUGCUUCCCCGAAACUCCAGUGUACUCAUGAUGGCACGCUUCGAUCGAUCUCUCUGCACAUAAAUUUGUAAAUAAAGAUAACCCAUUUGCAUUUGGAGUGAACCAAGGUGUGUGAUGGAAGGCUUGGCUGCAUGGAUAGCUAGCAUUGUAAUUUGUAGCGCCC